Messenger RNA from Apiotrichum porosum, 2520 nucleotides. It is a transcript of the gene MCM3, whose product is annotated as MCM DNA helicase complex subunit. Gene Ontology annotation, cellular component: MCM complex; nucleus. Gene Ontology annotation, molecular function: ATP binding; single-stranded DNA helicase activity; ATP hydrolysis activity. Bases 1 to 2520 code for a protein of 839 amino acids. The record is from RefSeq and is a predicted model, not a curated record. Gene Ontology annotation, biological process: DNA strand elongation involved in DNA replication; mitotic DNA replication initiation; DNA replication. The transcript has 3 exons. Lineage: Eukaryota; Fungi; Basidiomycota; Tremellomycetes; Trichosporonales; Trichosporonaceae.
AUGGCAGACAUAGCCCCAACACAGGAUAGCUUCGUCCCCGGGGACGACCUCAUGCGCGACCGCGCCCGCCAGUUUGUCGAAUUUCUGGAUGACGAGACAAAAGAAAACUACAACUACCGCGAGGCUAUCAAGCAGAUGCUCGACCUGGAGCAGGUCCGUCUGAUUGUCAACCUCGACGACCUGCGCGACUAUGGCAGGGAAUAUGCCGACGGCUUGCUCCUGCAGCCCAUGGCGUAUAUCCCGGCUAUCGACGCCGCACUCAAGCAGCUCGUCCAAGCGCUGCAUCAGCCGCUCAAGCAUGACAUCCACGACAAGGAGUACUAUGUCGGCUUCCGUGGUUCAUUCGGACAGCAGCACUGCAACCCGCGUACCCUCCGCAGCCACCAGAUUGGCAAGAUGGUCUCCCUCGAAGGCAUUGUGACCCGCUGCUCGCUCGUUCGCCCCAAGAUGCUCAAGUCGAUCCACUACUGCCCCCCAACUGCCAAGUUUCACUCGCGAGCUUACCAUGACGGCACGAUGAUUGCCCCCUCAUCAACCCUGGCGGGAUCCACAACGGUUAUCCCCCAGGACGACGGUGAGGGUCACCCUGUGCUCAUGGAGUAUGGUCUGUCCACCUUCCGCGACCACCAGACCAUCAACAUCCAGGAGAUGCCCGAGCGUGCACCGGCUGGCCAGCUUCCCCGCGGUGUCGAGGUCGUUCUCGCCGACGACUUGGUUGAUGCCUGCAAGCCCGGUGACCGUAUCCAGCUUGUCGGUGUGUACAAGAGCAGCGGUGGUGGUUUCGGCUCGCGCGGCUUCCACACCCAGCUCAUUGCCAACAACAUUAUCCUUCUGUCGUCCAAGCAGGGUGGUGGAAUUAUCCAGACACCGCUUACCGACACGGACAUUCGCAACAUUAACAAGCUGUCCAAACGCAAGAACAUUUUCGACCUGCUGUCGCAGUCGCUCGCUCCGUCCAUCUACGGCUACGAGUACAUCAAGAAGGCUGUCCUCCUCCUGCUUCUUGGCGGUGAGGAGAAGAACCUCAAGAACGGUGGUCACAUCCGUGGUGACAUUAACAUUCUCAUGGUCGGUGACCCGUCAACUGCAAAGUCGCAGAUGCUCCGUUUCGUCUUGAACACUGCACCCCUUGCCAUUGCCACCACUGGUCGUGGUUCGUCUGGUGUUGGUCUCACUGCUGCUGUGACUACCGACAAGGACACUGGCGAGCGUCGUCUCGAAGCCGGUGCCAUGGUCCUCGCCGACCGCGGCGUGGUCUGUAUCGAUGAGUUUGACAAGAUGUCUGAAGUCGACCGUGUCGCCAUUCACGAAGUCAUGGAGCAGCAGACUGUCACCAUUGCAAAGGCCGGUAUCCACACCACGCUCAAUGCGCGCUGCUCGGUCGUCGCCGCCGCCAACCCCAUUUACGGCCAGUACGAUGUCCACAAGGACCCCCACCGCAACAUUGCGCUCCCCGACUCGCUUCUGUCGCGUUUCGACCUGCUGUUUGUCGUCACCGACGACUCGGACGAGUCUCGCGACCGCCAGAUCUCAGAGCACGUUCUCCGCAUGCACCGUUACCUCCAGCCCGGUGUCGAGGAGGGCACCCCGGCCGUUGAGAACAUUCAGCAGCACCUCGAUGUUGGCGGCGAUGCCGAAGAGUCGCGCGUCACCGAGACGCCCGUGUUUGAAAAGUUCAACCCGCUCCUGCACGGCGGUGUGACGACGUCGUCGGGCCGCGGUGCCAACCGCCGCAAGGAGGUUCUUUCCAUUGCGUUUGUCAAAAAGUACAUCCAGUACACCAAGACACGUAUCCACCCAACCCUCACCAAGGGCGCUGCCGACUACAUUGUCAGCGUGUACGCGUCGCUGCGUAACGACGACCUGGCCAACAACCAGAAGCGCACCUCGCCCCUGACGGCGCGUACGCUCGAGACGCUCAUCCGUCUGUCGACCGCACACGCCAAGACGCGCCUCGCCAGUGUUGUUACUGAGACAGACGCCAUGGCCGCCGAGGAGCUGCUGCGUUUCGCGCUGUUCAAGGAAGUCCUCCGCCCCGAGCGCCGCAAGCGCCGCAAGCUCAACCCUGGUGUUGGCGGUGGCAGUGACGACGAGAGCGGCGAGGACGAGAGCGACCGCGAGGAGGAAGAGGAGGUGGCGCCCAUCUCGCAGCGUGUCCGUGACGCGGCCCGUGAAAAGGCGCGUCGUCUGGAGGGCACAGGCCCCGCACCGCCCACGCAGGAGGACAUUGAGAUGGAGGAAGAGGAAGAGGCAGCUGCGGCUCUGGACGCCGAGGCGGACGCGGAGCGUGGCGACAUUGCCGCCGAGCGUCUCGACAUGUUCCGCGAGCGCCUGUCACACGUCUUUGAGAACGACACCACCGACCAAGGCUUCUUUGAGUUUACCGACCUGUUGCCCAAGGUCAACGAGGGACUGGCCAAUGCCGACCUGUUUGGCACGAGCGAGGCCAAGGCCGCCGUCGCUGCCAUGCAUGACCGAAACGAGGUCAUGGAGGCCGAUGGCGUAGUGUACAAGGUUUAA